Molecule: messenger RNA, 750 nt
Organism: Xyrichtys novacula (pearly razorfish)
Lineage: Eukaryota; Metazoa; Chordata; Actinopteri; Labriformes; Labridae
Source: the annotation of a GenBank genome assembly
AUGAUUAUGAAGGAAAAUGCCUGCUAUUAUCAGCAACAGUUCAGUGAUAACGCGAGAGGCCCUCCGUCCUCAUCCGAUCUGGUGAUGCAGCAGGACGGCUAACGAGCAGCAACAUCCCCGCAUACAACCAUCACACUCAGUUAGCUAGCCUCAUCUUUUUAACAGCCAACACUUCCUGAGAUACUCACGGCAAAAUAAACACAAGGACGGUGAAAGCUGGUACUCUGGUGGUGAGAGUCAGGACUGUUGUGCCCACACGGAUGUUUUAAAAGUCUAAAGUUGGGGUUUUUGGCCUCCGAGCUAACGGCUGCGCUAAAAUAACGUCUCCUCGCGUGCUCCACCUCGUCCUCCUGCUAGCUCGCGCUCAGUCCCCUCCAGAGUACCGUACCGGGUGAGUGUGAAAUGCUGAGACAACCUUUUUCUUAAUGUUUUAAACCCGUGUUAAAAACAUUAAUUCUUGACAGGUUAUCAGCAAAGCUGAGAUAAAUAUUCAAAGUAAAAGACCUCACCAACCUCCAGUCACGUUAUUUUCCAGAGCCGGUACAGUAGCCUCUCUCUGCUCAAUCACUUGUGUGUCUUUGUCUUGCGGACUGUAGCCAAACUCCACCCGGUGGACAACAUGGGCAGACAACGGGCGGCCCGAAGCUGGAGACGUAUUUGAGACGACCAGCCCCCAUCAGCCGGACCUCUACUACAUCAACACUCUGUUUCACACCGACACCUGGUGUCCAGAAGAAGGUACUACACUAA